Ricinus communis (castor bean) is the source of this 2638-nucleotide messenger RNA. Its product is annotated as RNA-binding KH domain-containing protein RCF3. The transcript has 8 exons. NCBI's taxonomy places the organism in Eukaryota, Viridiplantae, Streptophyta, Magnoliopsida, Malpighiales, Euphorbiaceae. Gene Ontology annotation, molecular function: mRNA binding. The record is from RefSeq and is a predicted model, not a curated record. Gene Ontology annotation, cellular component: nucleus; cytoplasm. Gene Ontology annotation, biological process: regulation of gene expression. Bases 311 to 2341 code for a protein of 676 amino acids.
UCAGUCACUCCUCUGUAUGACUUUCUUCCUUACAUUCUCUCACUUCCUCUUCUUCUUCAUCUUUCUCAUGUCUCAUUAGGGUUUUCACAUUUCAAGAUACAGGAAAGCAUUUGUCCUUCUCUUUUUCACUUUUUAACUUUGCCAAGAAAUAAAACGGCAAAAGAGAAAAAGAAAGAAAGCCUUUUUUUUUGGACAGUGAAUCUUGAACAUUUCUACAGACAGACAAGUUAUCUUGAAAAUCAAAGGAAAAUACCUUAACCUAAAGAACCUUAAAAUCCUUUGCUUUCAAGGUUUUUGGUCAGAGGAGAAGAUGGAGAGAUCUAGAUCUAAAAGAAACUACUAUUAUGACCAUCAACAGGACUAUGACAAUGAAAUUACCAUGAGUAGAACCAAACCCAGAUACAACAACAACACCAACAACACCAACAACAAUCACUACUUCCCUAAUAACAACCGUUAUCGUGGCGGCAGCAACAACAGCAACAACAACCGCCCAUCAAAGCCCCAACAAGACAACAGUUUGAUGGUAACCACAAGUUAUCGCAUUCUUUGUCACGACAUGAAAGCCGGUGGAGUAAUCGGCAAGUCAGGAACUAUCAUCAAGUCAAUUAGACAGCACACCGGCGCGUGGAUCAACGUCCAUGAGCUGAUCCCUGGUGAUGAAGAGCGAAUCAUUGAGAUUUCUGAUACCCGGCGGCGAGACCCCGAGGGACGAAUGCCGGCAUUUUCCCCGGCGCAGGAGGCGUUGUUCUUAAUACAUGAUAGGAUUCUUGAAAGUGAUGGGCAGUUUGGGAUGAGUUAUGCAAAUGAAGAAGAUGAGUAUGGUGGUAGAGGGAUUAACAAUAGUAACAAUAGAGUUGCUACAAGAUUGGUAGUGUCAAGAAUGCAUGUGGGUUGUUUGUUGGGUAAAGGAGGGAAGAUAAUUGAGCAAAUGAGGAUUGAGACAAAGACCCAGAUUAGGAUUUUGCCUAGAGAUCAUACUUUGCCUCGCUGCGUUUCCAUGUCUGAGGAGAUUGUUCAGGUUGUAGGUGAUGUGAAUGCAGUAAAAAAUGCAAUAGCAAUUAUUUCAUCACGCUUGAGGGAGAGUCAGCAUCGUGAUCGAAGUCAUGGAAAUUUUCAUGGGAGAAUGCACUCACCAGAACGAUUCUUUCCUGAUGACGAUUAUGUUCCUCAUAUGAAUAAUACAGGACGGCGUUCCUCUAUUGAUGGCCCUUCAUUUGGAUCACGAGCAUCUGGCCCCAAUUAUCGAAAUAGUAACUAUUCCUCACGGCAAUAUGGGUAUAAUGUUGAGGCUGGCGCUCCUGUGGCUGACAGUGCCCAGCCCUUUUAUGGAGAUGACCUUGUGUUUAGAAUGCUUUGCCCUGCAGACAAGGUUAACAAAGUUGUUGGAGAGUCUGAUGGCAUACUAGAUUUGCUUCAGAAUGAUAUUGGUGUGGAUGUAAAGGUUUCUGAUCCUGUAUCAGGGUCAGAUGAGCAGAUGAUAAUCAUUUCAUCUGAGGAGGGCCCUGAUGAUGAGCUAUUUCCUGCUCAAGAGGCUCUGUUGCAUAUUCAAACACACAUUAUUGAUCUUGUUCCUGAUAGCGACAAUAUAAUAAAAACUAAGUUAAUAGUCUCAUCUGGUGAAAUUGGAUGUUUAGAGGGAAGAGAUGGAUCGUUAUCUGAGAUGGAGAGAUUAACUGGUGCAAAAAUACAGAUCCUGCCAAGGGAAAAGCUUCCUGCUUGUGUAUCGGAAGCUGAUGAGCUUGUACAGAUUGAAGGGGAAAUAAAAGCAGCUCGCGUUGCUCUUGUUGAAGUGACAUCAAGACUGAGGAGUUAUUUGUACAAGGAGUACUUUCAAAAGGAUACACCACCUCCUAUUUCUGUGCCAAGCACUGGGAAUGCAUUAGGAAUGGAGGCUGCUUCUCCGAAUAACAUAAACCCACCUCGUGAUGGUCACAGUGGUGGUGAACCUCCUGCUGCAAACUAUCACACUCCAAAGACUGCAGCACCCAUACAACUAUCAAAGGAUGCUGGAGGGUCAAGCAUUGAAAAAGUGAAGCAGAAUGAAAGUGAACGCCGGGAAGAUGUGCCUGCUGCAGUAACUAGAAUCUCGGUACCACUUGUCACUAGGAGCAUUCUUGAAAUUGUAAUACCAGAUCAUGCAGUUCCCAAGCUGGUAACGAAAUCAAAAAACAAGCUUGCACAAAUCAGCGAGUUAUCUGGGGCCAAUGUAACCCUAUUAGAAGAUAGACCAGAGGUGACUGAAAAGAUUAUACAAAUAUCUGGUACUCCAGAGCAAGUAGAGAGAGCACAGAGCUUGCUUCAGGGCUUUAUUUUAAGUACACAAGAAGAUGGACCUUAAGGAUGCAAAGCAGUCAGACUACAAGUCCAGUUGGCUACACAAAUGGGGAAGAACCAUUCAUAUAUAUCCAGAAGCUAAUCCUAGAUAUGUAAUCCUAACAAGCAAGGAGCAUUUUGUCUCUUAAUUUUGGCAUUGCAUCAAUCGGUUUGCAUGUCUUUCGCUUGGCUGUUCUAAAUAUGAAAUUUUCGAAACAGAGUUCCAAUGUAAAUAAAACUUUGGAGAGAGCUCUCCUUUGUUUUUAAGCAAUCCUUCAGUUUUCCUGUGUCAAUACGAGAUUGCUUUUGUUUCUGCUGUUUA